Molecule: messenger RNA, 539 nt
Organism: Sceloporus undulatus (fence lizard)
Lineage: Eukaryota; Metazoa; Chordata; Lepidosauria; Squamata; Phrynosomatidae
Product: meckelin-like
Exons: 5
Coding region: 9-539 (176 amino acids)
Biological process (GO): cilium assembly
Cellular component (GO): MKS complex; ciliary transition zone
Source: RefSeq, a predicted model, not a curated record
CGGUAGCCAUGGCGACGCGGAGGCGCUGGAUGCUGGGCCUGGCCUUGCUCCUGCUCCCUUCGAGCCGCGCCGCUGGGCCUUCGGGCGGCCCAGGCUUCCUCCUUCCCCUCCGGCAGCCUCGAGGCUGCGGCCCGACCCAGUACUUCGAUAUCGGAAGCCUCUCCUGCGGAGAGUGCGGGGCUUCCCAGAGGAAAAGCAGGCAGGAUACAUCUUGUGAAUGUCAACCAGGAUUCAAGAUAAUUUCUAAUAAUGGUGGAUCUAUUACUUGUGAAAAAUGUCCAGACGAUGCGAGCGGAGUUACUCAAGAUGGAUGGGACUGCAUUGCUUGCCCUUAUGAAUUAACUGCUGAAGGAAAAUGUAAAUGCCCCCUUAAUGAGAUUUUAGUGGAAAGAAACACUAAUGGUGCCUUAUUGAAAACUGCAUUGUGUGUUCAGUGUGAUGGAAUGGAACCGUCAUUUGCUGCUCCAAAACCAUUAAGUAACAGGUGUUUAAGAUGUGAACCAACAUUCAUCAGUGUAAACAAGUCAUGUACUGUCUGA